Molecule: messenger RNA, 625 nt
Organism: Rhizopus microsporus ATCC 52813
Lineage: Eukaryota; Fungi; Mucoromycota; Mucoromycetes; Mucorales; Rhizopodaceae
Product: DUF667-domain-containing protein
Exons: 4
Coding region: 1-600 (199 amino acids)
Biological process (GO): positive regulation of cell motility; regulation of cilium beat frequency involved in ciliary motility; cilium assembly
Cellular component (GO): motile cilium; ciliary basal body
Source: RefSeq, a predicted model, not a curated record
AUGUUUAGAAAUACAUUUCAAUCUGGAUUCCUUUCGAUUCUAUACAGCUUAGGUAAUGAACCAUUACAGCUAUGGUCAUGUCAUUUGCCAGAAGUAGAUAAAGACAACGAAGCACAUAUAAAGAGAGUAGUGGAUGAUCACAUUAGUUCUGCAGUAAUUGAACUAUGUUCACCUAAUCUAUCCAAUACGUACAUCACUUGUCCUGCUCAAGCGAAUAAAACAUUAGGAAUCAAACUUCCAUUUGUUGUAUUGAUUGUCAAAAACUUGAACAAGUACUUUUCUUUUGAACUCGAAUUAUUAGACGAUAAAGAUGAAAAGAGACGUAUCCGUGCUUCAAACUACCAAAUUUCAACACGAGUAAAACCUUAUAUUGCUACCAUGCCAAUGCGUUUAGAUCCUGGCUGGAAUCAAGUUGUUGUUAACUUGGCUGAUUAUGUCAAAAAGGCAUUUGGUACAAACUAUUGUGAAACGAGUCGAGUGACAGUCCAUGCAAAUUGUAGGGUACGAAGGAUUUAUUUUACAGAUCGACUGUACAGCGAAGAAGAAUUGCCCUCAGAAUUUAAAUUAUUUCUACCGGUAAGCACGUCCAUAUGUGCAUGAGGGGGCAUAUCUAAUACGUGUAUAG